Umbelopsis ramanniana AG is the source of this 1005-nucleotide messenger RNA. RefSeq lists its product as uncharacterized. NCBI's taxonomy places the organism in Eukaryota, Fungi, Mucoromycota, Umbelopsidomycetes, Umbelopsidales, Umbelopsidaceae. The record is from RefSeq and is a predicted model, not a curated record. Gene Ontology annotation, molecular function: protein binding. The coding region runs from base 33 to 686 and encodes 217 amino acids. The transcript is spliced from 6 exons.
UCCAUUUCUCUCAAGCAAACAACCUUUUCAUAAUGCAAGAACCAAUGAAUCAACCUCCUCCUCCAUCACUUCCAGCUGGAUGGGUUGCUCAAUGGGAACCUUCACAAGGUCGCUACUUCUUCGCCAACACUAUGACAGGCGCCACUCAGUGGGAAAUACCAACCGAUCCAGUUAAAGGUGGUGAAGCCAACAGCUAUCAAGGAGUUCCCCCUCCUGAAUAUUCGCCAAGCCCAAACACGCCAGGCUCAAGUUCGGGUCAAUCCACAGACAGAGGACUUGGCUCAUUUAUAUCAGGUGCUCUUGGUGGAGGACGACCGCAACAAGGCUAUGGUGGCGGCGGAUAUGGAUAUCCCAACAAUUACAACCAGAAUUACAAUCAAAACUACAAUCAAAACUAUGGCCAAGGUCAACAACAUUCAGGCUUUCCUGGAAACAACAUGGGAGGCGCUCUCGCCGGUAGUUUGAUAGGAUUGGCCGCCGGUAAACUUAUGGGCGGAGGUAACCAUCAUCACCAAAACCAUGGCCUUCUGGGCAACUUCAUGGCGCCACCCGUGCCCUAUGGUGGAUUUUCUGGUCCUCAAUAUGGAUAUCCUGGUCAAUACCAAGGACAUCAUCACGGACACCAGCAUGGACACCAUCAUGGGCAUCACCACGGACACCACCAUGGGCACCACCAUGGCUGGUAAGGGACGAUUUUCUUUUCUAUCUUUCAUGAUCACAUGCAUUAUGGGCCACAUGUAUGGACCUCCUUGUCAAAGGAGUUGAGAGAACGGACCUUGGCCAUUUUUUUUUUUCGUGUUUCGGGCUGGAUUGUGAUCAGACCCAACAUUUACGCUUUAUUACCUUACAUAUCCCACUAUUAUACUUGUACUAUCCCUUCAUUUCGCCACGUCUCGGCUGUACACAUUCGGGACGACUUGCCCUACUCAUUUCCGAGCUCUUUUUUCUUGUAUAUGAUUCCAAUAGAGUGAUAAGUAAACUAAACUUUCCACGUAAGAAAGCAAA